CUACACAUUUAUUCAGUUGCUUUCCUAAGUGCGGUUGUAUACGUUUUAUACGUGUGUGCACGGUAAUAUCGUUAACGUUGAUACUGUUCUGAGCUUCCCCGAUUAUAAGGUUGGGAAGCUAAUUUACUAUUUAAAUUUUACAGUUUACAUGCUACGCCCCCAUCGACAGUUGAAUCGGAUUGUCUACAUUGCAGGCAGUCUUGAUUUUCUCGUUCGUUUCUUAACGGACAGACCGGACACAGAGAUGAUUCCAUUACCGAUGGUCGCGACGGCACAUGCUCAGUUAUGCUUAUGGAAGGGGAUCUCGGUAGGCUGUGCGUGAAGACUGAGGUCAUCGCCUGAGCUAGGAAAAAAUACUGAGCGUAGCCUCCAUUUUGAGUAGUAUGAAAUAGGGGAAUAGCAUAGUUUGGAGCCGACGCAGAACCAAACAAUCUGUAAACACAACCGAAGGAGCCUCUGCCAUGGAUGACUUAUUCAGUCCGCGAAGGCAGCUGAACAGCACGCAAGGAGAGAUUCGAGUGGGUCCAAGUCAUCAGGCCAAACUCCCUGAGCUGCAGCCCCUGCCUGCUCCCAGUACGCACUCAGUCACAGAUAAAGAGGAGCUAGUCUGGACACCAGGAGUCAAUGACUGUGAUCUUCUCAUGUACCUGCGGGCUGCCAGGAGCAUGGCAGCAUUUGCAGGGAUGUGUGAUGGAGGUUCAACAGAGGAUGGCUGUCUUGCAGCCUCCCGUGAUGAUACUACACUGAAUGCUUUGAACACGCUCCAUGAAAGCCAGUAUGAUGCAGCCAAAGCUCUGCAGUGCCUGGUGAAGAAGCCAGUCCCUAAACUAAUAGAGAAAUGCUGGUCAGAAGAUGAAGUGAAGCGGUUCAUCAAAGGUCUCAGACAGUAUGGCAAAAACUUUUUCAGGAUACGCAAAGAGCUGCUGCCUAGUAAGAAAACGGGUGAGUUGAUAACAUUCUACUACUACUGGAAGAAAACUCCUGAAGCAGUGGGGUCACGACCUCAUCGGCAGCACCGCCGGCAGCCUGCGUCUCGCAAGGUCAAGACUCGCAACACUGCGGCUGCUGCCAAUACUACCUCUCGCACUUCCUCCAUGGAGCUCAGUUCAGCCAGCGAGGACGAUCUGGACAGUGAGGACAGUGAGCAGGGGAGCAAAGGUCAAGCUUGCAGCCACUGUUUAACCACCAGCUCUAAGGACUGGCAUCAUGGAGGGCGUGACAACAUCCUACUGUGCUCCAGCUGCCACGCCCACCUCAGCAAGCACAGGCGCCUGCCGCCUGCACCUAAGCCAACCGACCCACCCUAUCUGUUCAAACCUGUCCGAGAGGAGGAAGAAGGGCUCGGUGCACGGCAUGGCAUGAAGACGCGUCGGAGCAGAGCACCAAUGUCAUCUCUUAGAAGUGGGCGGAACAGGCUGACAGGAAGUCCUGAUAGGGGUCUCUCCCCCUCCAAUGAUGAUGUCCGAGCUAGUGGACACACCCCCAGAACUAGCUCCACUGCUAUGGCAACUAGGGCAUCCAGUUCUGAUACCAAACCCGGAGUGGCAGGGAAGGCCAGCAAGAAGAUGAAAGUGGAGGCAUCCUUAGUAAAGGGAGUGAAGAGACAGAGAGACACUUGUGCCCCAGAUACAGAUGAACCAGAAAGAAAAACCAUGAAAAGGCCCAAGAAUCAGGAGGGUCCAGACUCCCAGUCGGAAGGAGAAGGUGAAGGGGAGAGCUCAGACAGCCGCAGUGCUAAUGAUGAUGGCAGCAGUGACACUAAAGACAUAGACCAGGACAACCGCAGCUCCUCCCCCAGCCUCGCCAGCCCCCUGCAGGCCAACGAGAGUGAUUCAGACUCCCCCAUCCCUGUGCCUCCGCCCGGGCCCCAAGCCCAAACGCAGCAGGCAGCAACUCCAGCUGCUACUCUUGCCCCCUCUCAAACACCAUCACCAUUAAACACUAUGCCAUCUCAGCCAUCUCCAUCAAGCGCAUCUUCCCCUGGUGUUUCCACUAUCACUAUGGCCACCACCACCUCGAGGGUUGUCGUACCCGUGGAUGCUCCCCCGGACGAUCCAUUGAUAAUAGCUCAGAGGAGGGGUCAAAGGGGCCUGGAGGGUCCUCCGGCGACCCAGGCUCAUUCUGGACCCUCAUCUUUCCAGGGACCAGGCCCAGGACAGGGGCAAUCCUUUCCAAUGCCUCCUCAGUAUCACCACCACCCCAGCCAUCCUCCUGCAGCCCAUCAUCACACUCACAGCUUUGCUCCUAAGCCUCUGCACCUUCAGAGAGAGAGCCUCCUUCCUCCGGUACCUCCAGCAUCAGCAUCUCAGAUCAAGCCACCACCAACCACACCAAUCCCCUCUUCUUACAAGCAGCCCUCCCACAUCCCCGCUGCUCCUCCCUUCCUACAGAUUCACCCCAACCUGCCUCCACCUCCGGCCCUGAAGCCUCUGGCCUCCCUGCCCGCUCAGCAUCCACCUUGCUCUCAGCCUCCACCGCUCCACAUCAUGCCCCAAUCUCAUCCUCCUCAGCCCCCGCUGCUCACUCAGUCGCAGGGCCAUCAAGGCAAAUGUCACCUCGCUGGUCUGCCUCCGGCUGCUGCCUGCCCCCACCCUUCGCUCUCACAAAUGCGCCCCACAGCAGAGCCUGCUGCAGCGUUGUCUCUGGCCUCAUCCUCAGCACCCGGCCCAGCCCCCCAGACCUCCACCUCCUCUGCAGCCAGCGGCCCCGGUGCACCGGCGCACGUGGCCAUUAAAGAGGAGCCAGUGGAUGAGGACGAAGACUGUGAUAGCCCCCCUCCUCCCCGCAGGAGUCCCUCCCCAGAACCCACAGUGGUCAACAUACCCAGUCACGCGAGCCAGUCAGCAAGGUUCAUCAAACACCUGAACAGAGGGUACAACUCGUGCUCUCGCACUGACCUCCACUUCACCCCACUUGCCUCCUCCAAACUAGCCAAGAAAAGGGAGGAGGCUGCGGAGCGCUCCCGGCGAGAAGCAGAGCAGAGCGCUCGGCAGGGCCGGGAGAGAGAGAGGGAGAGAGAGAGGGAGAGGGAGCGGGAAAGGGAGAGAGAAAGGGAGCGGGAGAGAGAGAGAGAUUCAGACAAAGCUUCUCGGGCCUCCAGCUCCUCCCAUGAUGGUCGUCUAGGUGACCACCCCCUCACUGCCCACGCACAACAGGCUCGGCCCUCAUUUGAGCCGCCUCCUCCAACCACGGUGGCUGCUGUCCCGCCGUACCUCGGACCAGACACUCCUGCCCUGCGCACGCUCAGCGAGUACGCCCGGCCACAUGUCAUGUCGCCUAGCAACCGCAACCACCCUUUCUUCAUGCCCCUUGGCCCAGGCGACCACCUCCUGGCCUAUCACAUGCAGGGUCUCUAUGCAGCUGAUCCUGCCCUCCGUGAGCGAGAGCUUCGCGAGCUCCGAGAGAGGGAGAUCCGGGAGAGGAUGAAACCAGGCUUUGAGGUCAAGCCGCCGGAGCUGGAGACCCCACUCCAUCCAUCAGCCAACCCCAUGGAGCAUUUUGCCCGUCACGGGGCACUACCCCUCCCUCAUGUUGCUGGGCCACACCCCUUUGCUCCCUUCCACCCCGCCAUGGAGCGUAACGUGGCGGCACCACCUCGGCCUGAGCUGACGUAUGCCGAGCGGCUGACAGCAGAGCGGCUGCAUGCGGAGAGGAUGGCCGCCACCGUUGUCGCCGGGGACCCUGUUGCUAGGCUUCAGAUGCUCAACGUGACGCCUCACCAUCACCAGCACUCACACAUUCACUCCCACCUUCAUUUGCAUCAGCAGGACCCACUCAACCAGGUACCAGGCUCAGGCCCUCAUCCUCUGGUGGACCCACUGGCAGCAGGGCCACCCCUGGCCCGAUUCCCCUAUCCACCAGGUGCUAUUCCCAAUCCUCUGCUGGGUGAACUGCCCCAUGAACAUGAAAUGCUCCGGCACCCUCUCUUUGGAGCAGCAUUCCCUAGAGAUUUGCCCGGCCCACUGGGCCCCAUGUCAGCCGCGCAUCAGCUGCAGGCCAUGCAGGCGCAGUCUGCCGAGCUGCAGAGGUUGGCACUGGAGCAGCAGUGGCUGCACGGACACGCCCACCUGCACAGCGCCCCUCUCCCAAGCCAGGAGGAUUACUACAGCCGUCUGAAGAAAGAGGGAGACAAGCCGUCUUGAAAUGACUGACAUACACUGUGGACUAUGGAAUAAAUUCUGUAUUCAGGGUAUUAACUCUGUUUUUUUUUUUUUUUUUGUUUGUUUGUUUUUUUCCUUUUUCUUUAGAUAACCCUGUAUUGGGAUCAUUUCCCCCCCUCUUUUCUGCACUUAAGAGUUUUCCCUGUUGUAUUGUAUAAAAUAACUAGCCUUUUCCAAGCACACUGACAUUGUUUUCCUUGCAUGAAUAUUACUUGGCAGUUUGUACUGUUAAAAAGGAAAUCUAAUGAAACUUUGUUACAGUGCUAAAGCACUAGACUUAUUUAGUAUUUGCAAGGUGCUGUCCUGUAUCCUUAUAUACACAAUAUAGCAAAAUGUUUCAGAAUUUAUUGAAUCCUACUCUCUAUAAGAUUGUAAAUAGUAUAUGUAUCAAAUAAUAUAUUACAUUAUUUGUAAAUUAAAAUGUUCCAAUGGUAGAUUUGGACUUAAGUAACCUAUGUGCAGAAAGUGCAUGCUUUACAUACAGUAUCUUACCCUUUCUUUAACAUCCUCUUUUCAGGCAUAUCUUAGAGGGGACACUCUUAUUAGUGUAUAACACUGUAGUAGUAAUUCCUUAUUGGCCUGUAUGUCAACUAUAUUCCACUGUCUUACCCUUUUAACGUUUGUUUAUAUAACAUAGAGAAAAGAGAAAGAAAGAGAAAGAAUAGUUUUUGGACUGUUUAUUGCAAUACAAGUGAAACUGUAUUAAUAGCAAAUAACUAAUUCCUUGACAUCAUGUCAUAUAUCUCUGGAUAUGGUGUUAUGUCUAAGUAACAAUAUAAAGGUAGCUGUGACAAUAAAAAGCAGUGUCUUUCUUCUUGUGUGCUUGAAUAACCAUAAGUUAGAACUAUUAACAAUAUUAUUCAAAACCUACUGAUGUCAAAAUUUUGCUUGCACAUCUGCCAACCAAUCCAGCAUUUUCUACAAUAAAACAAUAUUGAAUGUA
Messenger RNA from Electrophorus electricus (electric eel), 5103 nucleotides. RefSeq names its product arginine-glutamic acid dipeptide (RE) repeats b (gene rereb). Gene Ontology annotation, cellular component: nucleus. Gene Ontology annotation, molecular function: sequence-specific DNA binding; transcription corepressor activity. The record is from RefSeq and is a predicted model, not a curated record. Gene Ontology annotation, biological process: regulation of DNA-templated transcription. NCBI's taxonomy places the organism in Eukaryota, Metazoa, Chordata, Actinopteri, Gymnotiformes, Gymnotidae.